AUGCAUAAUUCCAUUAAAUUAUUUGAGAAAUAUAUUAAUUUUUCCAAACAACCACUUAAUUAUGAAACUUGGUUAAAUCGUUUAUCGUUGUUACAUAAGCAAAGAAGACCUCUCCCGCAAUCUUUAAGGGAUUGUAUUACUUCAGCAAGAUCUCUUGAACGUCAAUACAAGGAUUCACAUAAACUAUAUCGUCAUGACACUCGAUAUCAUGACCUAUUAUCGUUAUCUGGUCCCAAUUCCCUCUCUGAUGUAGAAUAUAAACUUGUGGAGACUUUGGAUAAAUAUCCAUUGAAUGAUGAAAUCUUGACAAAUUAUUUAUUGUGUGAUCCUAUACCACAAAAUCUGUCUAAAAUCAUCCAAUGGACGAAGCAAGUAUUACAAAAUUCUUCUCGCGAGAGUGCAGAUGAUGUCUCCAACCAAACCUCUAUAGUCUGGAUCUCUCUAAGAACUCUCCUUCAUUCAAAAGAUUAUCAUAAUGCAUUCAAUCUUAUUGAUGAAACCAUUGGUUCUGAUCAAUAUAUUGACUCUCAUAUGGAGAAAUUAUUUAUAAGAAUUGGUAAAAAUGGAUUUGCCUUACUUUUAUGUAGUGCCCUUAUGUCCAUCAUAUCUCAUCUGAUGAUGAUUGGUGGAUUAUGGCUAGGAAUAGGCUUUGGACUAAGUUAUGGAUUCCACCGUUUGCACUACCCAUUCACCUUGAACAGAGUCUCUUGGAGACCUCAUUGUGGUCUUUUGUAUCGCUUGAAAAGAGAACAAGAACUCUUCCUUGUAGAUAAAAUCAUCACUCAUUAUGAAGAACAUUCAGAGGUAAAUAUAAGAAAUUUCCAUCAUAGUGAAGUUAGAGAGAUCCCAAACCUUCAAAUGUUUGAACAGAACAACGGGCAUAUUCUUGAGGCUCCACCAGACAAUGAUCAAAGCAGUCUAGAACUCAUGUUCCGCGAACAAAUCAGUAAAAGAAGAUUGGUUUUGAAUGACUUACAAGAAGAAUUGAUGUUUUUGGAUUAUUGGUUGGCCCAGGGGGAAGACUAUGAUUGGGUAGAACCAGAUCAAGAUCCAGCAGAGAUUAUAAAAUUGAAGACUCAGCAAGAGUAA
This is a messenger RNA of [Candida] anglica, 1089 nucleotides long. NCBI's taxonomy places the organism in Eukaryota, Fungi, Ascomycota, Pichiomycetes, Serinales, Debaryomycetaceae. The record is from the annotation of a GenBank genome assembly.